Messenger RNA from Sabethes cyaneus, 3219 nucleotides. It is a transcript of the gene betaCOP, whose product is annotated as coatomer subunit beta. The record is from RefSeq and is a predicted model, not a curated record. The transcript has 7 exons. NCBI's taxonomy places the organism in Eukaryota, Metazoa, Arthropoda, Insecta, Diptera, Culicidae. Gene Ontology annotation, cellular component: COPI vesicle coat; cytoplasm. Gene Ontology annotation, biological process: intra-Golgi vesicle-mediated transport; intracellular protein transport; endoplasmic reticulum to Golgi vesicle-mediated transport. The coding region runs from base 152 to 3025 and encodes 957 amino acids. Gene Ontology annotation, molecular function: structural molecule activity.
AUAGUCACUCUAGAGGCAGGCAGCCGAGUUGUACACGUAUCAAGUUGUCGUGGUGCAAUAAAGUUAGUAGUUUCUUGCGUAUUUUUCCGUUUUUUCCAGGUUGCAGUAAUUUUUUUUAUGUAACAUCUCUCUCAAUAAUUGAUGGGAUAAUAUGAUGUCACUUUCGGAAGGAUCUUGUUACACGAUUAUAAAUGCGCAGGAAACAGAACCAUACAAUGAGCUGCAACUCAAGUUGGAUCUGGAAAAGGGAGAGCUAAACGUAAAGAUAGAUACUCUUAAAAGGGUUAUUCAACUUUUAUUAAAUGGAGAACGAUUGCCUAGCUUGCUGAUGACUAUUAUUCGGUUUGUUCUGCCAUUGCAAAAUCACACAAUAAAAAAACUGUUACUAAUAUAUUGGGAAAUUGUUCCAAAGACUUCUCCUGAUGGCAAACUUUUACAAGAAAUGAUUCUAGUUUGUGAUGCUUACCGGAAAGAUCUUCAACAUCCGAAUGAGUUUUUAAGAGGAUCGACACUACGUUUUUUAUGCAAAUUGAAAGAGCCGGAACUGUUGGAACCACUGAUGCCAGCUAUUCGAGCUUGUUUAGAGCAUCGUCAUUCAUAUGUUAGACGAAACGCAGUAUUGGCUAUAUUUACUAUUUACAAAAAUUUUGAGUGGUUAGUUCCAGAUGGACCUGAACAAAUUGCAAAUUUUCUAGACACACAACAGGAUAUGUCAUGCAAACGAAAUGCAUUCUUGAUGUUGCUGCAUGCUGAUCAGGAAAGAGCAUUGAAUUAUCUCGCAUCGUGCUUGGAUCAAGUAAACAAUUUUGGAGACAUCUUGCAGCUGGUGAUUGUUGAAUUAAUUUAUAAGGUAUGUCAUGCCAAUCCAGCAGAACGGUCGCGUUUUAUACGUUGCAUUUAUAACUUGUUAAAUUCGAACUCUAAUGCAGUUCGCUAUGAAGCCUCUGGAACAUUGGUAACCUUGUCAACCGCUCCCACAGCCAUUAAAGCAGCGGUUAGUUGCUAUAUCGAGCUAAUUAUUACUGAAAGCGAUAACAAUGUUAAAUUGAUAGUUUUGGAUCGCUUGAUUGCUUUGAAGGAAAAUGCGCACAUGGAGAGAGUAAUGCAAGAAUUGGUUAUGGACAUUUUACGGGUAUUGUCCGCUACUGAUAUUGAAGUCCGACGCAAAACUUUAACAUUAGCUAUGGAAUUGGUUUCAUCACGGAAUAUAAAGGAAAUGGUACUGGUUUUAAAAAAGGAAGUCUCCAAAACGCACAAUGUUGAGCACGAAGAUACCGGAAAAUAUCGUCAACUUUUAGUGCGCACUCUUCACAGUUGUUGCAUAAAAUUUCCCGAUGUAGCUUUUACAGUUAUACCUGUCCUUGUCGAAUUUUUAUCUGAUUCCAAUGAGUUGGCAGCGGCAGACGUACUUAUUUUUGUCCGGGAAGCUAUCCAAAAGUUUCCUCAUCUUCAGCUUCUUGUUAUUGAAAAACUAUUGGAAGCAUUUCCAGCAAUAAAAUCGUCAAAAAUUCAACGAGCUGCCCUUUGGAUCUUGGGCGAAUACGCAACCUCUUUGAAAGACAUUUUGAAUGUGGUAGCUGUUAUUAACCAAACAUUGGGCGAAGUUCCAAUAGUCGAGUCGGAACAGCGUCGUCUAUCUGGUGAUGAGAACGAAUUUGAUGAGAAUAAAUCACCGAACAGCAUUUUAGGUGUACCAAACAACAAAGUUACAUCUGACGGAACGUAUGCUACUCAAAGCGCAUUUAGUGUAGCACCAUUAUCGAAGAAAGUAGAACGCCCACCGCUUCGCCAAUACUUGAUGGAUGGAGAUUUUUUUAUUGGAGCAACACUCGCCUCAACUUUAACAAAACUUGUUUUACGCUACGUCGAGUUAGAAUCGAAUGAAAAAAAGCAAAACCGGCUUUGCACCAGUGCCAUGCUUAUCAUGAGUUCCAUUCUUCAUCUUGGAAAAUCUGGUUUGCCUGCAAGAGCUAUAACAAACGAUGAUCGAGAUCGCAUAUUUCUUUGCUUAAAGACAUUAAGUCAGCGUACAACAGAAAUUGUACAUAUUUUCAAACAGUCUUGCCGUGAUGCAUUGGCAAAUAUGCUAAAUGCGCAGAAUGAAGAAGAGCAACAGGCUCAAAAGGAUAAGCAGCAAGUCACAGCAAAAAUUCAACCAGAUGAUCCCAUUUCAUUCACGCAAUUAGCCAACGGAAAAAGCGACCAUUUAGGUGAAAACGUCUUUGAAUCAAGCUUGAAUCAAGCCCUCGCUGGCACGAAAAAUACGUCUAUUUCGGAUGUGGCCUCACCAAACAAUAAGUUAAAUAAGGUCACUCAAUUAACUGGUUUCUCCGAUCCAGUCUACGCUGAAGCAUACGUACAUGUAAAUCAAUACGAUAUAGUACUUGAUGUACUGAUUGUCAAUCAAACGAAUGACACGUUACAAAAUUGUACUUUAGAGUUGGCUACCGUAGGGGAUCUCAAACUGGUCGAACGACCACAUCCAGUUGUAUUGGCACCCCACGAUUUUUGUAAUAUUAAAGCUAAUGUAAAGGUAUCUUCAACCGAAAAUGGAAUCAUAUUUGGAAAUAUUGUUUAUGAUACUACCGCAUCAAACGUUGUAGUACUGAAUACUAUUCAUAUCGAUAUUAUGGAUUACAUUUUGCCGGCGAGCUGCACUGACACUGAGUUUCGGGCAAUGUGGGUCGAGUUUGAAUGGGAGAAUAAAGUUUCAGUAAAUACUACGUUGACCGAUUUGCAUGAUUAUUUAAAAAUGCUGUUAAAAUCAACUAAUAUGAAAUGUCUCACGCCAGAAAAAGCUCUUUCUGGACAAUGCGGUUUUAUGGCUGCUAAUAUGUAUGCCAGGUCAAUUUUCGGUGAAGAUGCCUUAGCAAAUCUCAGUAUUGAGAAACCUUUGGAUCGUCCAAAUGCACCUGUUACUGGGCAUAUUAGGAUACGAGCUAAAAGUCAGGGAAUGGCACUCAGUUUGGGAGAUAAAAUCAAUCAUACACAAAAAUGUCUUCAAGAAAAGUCAGUCGCCGCUUAGAUAAUGCAGUCGGCAGGAAUUAUGGGACAAUUUGAAUGACAUGUUAAAAAAUUCCCAAUAUCGGUAUCAGUAAAUAUAAUCUUGAGAAUAACAUAAAAUGUGAACUUCGGUUAUGCAAUUGUAGUAUUAAACAAUCUAUUUUACAGGCUAACUCAAUGUUUUACUUUUUGCUUUUGAGUAAAUAAAUGACGAAA